AUGGCUGCCACUAGCAGCGGCGAGGUCCUCUCGAACCUCGUUAUGCGAGCCUCGCUGCACGACCCUCAGCAGCCUCCGACGCCGACGCCGACGCAACCUCAGCCCCGGCCGCUGCCGGAGCAGCCGUGGUACUACCAAUUCACGCCAGACAAUGUGCGUUGGGGCUCUGCUCUGCGAAAACUGCGGAUCGGCGCUCACAACAGCCUCGGCUGGCGAGGUGGCGCGCCUUUGCCGACGCCGCCUGCCACCGACUGCUGGUUGCUUCCGGCGACCGAUGACGCGGCUCUCGCUGUGGCGUCCGAGGCGCGUGCGCUGCGUGCCGCCGGCUGGCUGGUGCUGACGUGUUCGCCGGCCGUGUUGAAUCGGCUGAGCGACAAGGCGGCGCUCGUCCGACAUGCCGAGGCGCUGGGCGCCCGAGACGACCUUCCCGCCAUCUACCCGACGCUGGCGUCUGCGAGGUGGCCUGCGGUUCUCAAGCGGGCUCGGGGUCAGUUCGGCAAGGGCGUCCACUUGGUGGGCUCGGGCGAGGAGGCUUACCGCCGCAUGGGGAUGAGCGAGGACGGGCUGGGGUCGCGCUGGGUCCUGCAGGAGGCGGUGGCUGGGCACGUCGAGUGCUCGGCCUCGCUGCUGGUCGUGCGCGGCGUGAUUGUGCGCGUCCUGGUCGUCGAGUACACCUACGCCGAGAGCGCCUACGUCUGGCCGCACGUCAAGGAGGACAAGGCGGCGAGGAGGGCGCACGAGGAUAUGGCGCCGGAGCACCGUGCCGCGCUCUCGAGGCUGCUUGCAGGCUUCUCGGGGCUAUGCAACGCAAACUACAAGAUCCGCGCCGAGAGUGGGAGGCUCGCCCUCUUCGAGUUCAACACGCGGCCAGGCGGUGAUCUCGCCGCCGACGCGCCGCGCCCCCUCGCCGCCGCCUUCCUCGAAGAGGGGCGACGCAUCGCGCUGCAACACUGCGACGCCCGCACGGCAGCGCUCGGGCCUCCGCCGCGCAGCACGCCACCCACCGACUGCCCACAGCCCGAGGAGGCCGUGAGGGAAGUGGCGGGGGCGGGGGAGGCGUCCGAGCGGGCGGCGCAGGCGCCUGCCGAGGCGGAGGAGGAGGGGUGGGACACGGUGUACCUCUCGGCGUGCCGCGAGGAGGCGGCGCGCUACCCCUCUCCCCGCGAUGCGCCAGGCUGGCUGCGGGGCGAACUCGGCAGGGCGGGCAGGCCUCCCUUCUUGCUCCGUGGCCACAGCUCUCCGGCGCUUCGCGUCGUCCUCCCUGCCGCCCACCCCGCCCGCCCCGGGGGCGGUCGGGUGGGGGAGGAGGGCGGCGGUCGCAGCGGGUGGCCGGCGGCGAUCGUGUGCCCGGGCGGCGGCUACAAGACGCUCGCCCCGCACGAGGGCGGUCCCGCAGCCAGAUGGCUCGCCUCGCUGGGCGUGGUCGCCCUCCUGCUUCGGUACAGGCUGCCUCCCGACCACCCGUGGCCAGCCGCGCGAGACGACCUGCUCGCCGCGCUCGACUACGCCUGCUCGGCCGAGGCGGCGAGGUGGCGCAUCGACCCGAGCCGGCUGUCCGUCCUCGGCUUCUCCGCGGGCGCACACCUCGCCGCACACGGCCUCUCGGCCAGGCUGCGCGCCGCUGUCCUCGUCUACCCGGCCACGGCGGACGCCACCGGCGAGGCAGUGCGGACCACAGCGGCUGCCGCAGCGGAGGUUGCCCGCGGGUCGGCCUUGCCGCCAGUCUACCUCGUCUCGUCGACCAACGACCGCGUCUGCGGCGCCGAGGAGCACGGCGACAAGGUGCACGCGGAGCUGUGCACCCUCGGUGUCGAGUGCCACUACCAGCGCCAAAAGCUCGGCGCUCACGGAUUCGGCGUCGCGCCGAGAUGGACCACGCCUUGCGCCGCAUGGCUGCUCGACAAGUUGAGGGACAGCCCGCAGGCAUCGGCGCCCGCGGCGCAGCGGCACGAUACCCAUGUAUGA
Messenger RNA from Emiliania huxleyi CCMP1516, 1965 nucleotides. RefSeq lists its product as hypothetical. Gene Ontology annotation, molecular function: hydrolase activity; ATP binding; metal ion binding. NCBI's taxonomy places the organism in Eukaryota, Haptophyta, Isochrysidales, Noelaerhabdaceae. The transcript is spliced from 2 exons. Bases 1 to 1965 code for a protein of 654 amino acids. The record is from RefSeq and is a predicted model, not a curated record.